Molecule: messenger RNA, 1515 nt
Organism: Fusarium tjaetaba
Lineage: Eukaryota; Fungi; Ascomycota; Sordariomycetes; Hypocreales; Nectriaceae
Product: amino acid transporter AAT family
Exons: 3
Coding region: 1-1515 (504 amino acids)
Source: RefSeq, a predicted model, not a curated record
AUGAAGCGUCCCCAUUACGCUGAACGAGAACCUGCCAACCGCCCUCCCAUCACAAAGGCAGGCCGUCCUACUGAGCCCUCUUAUAGUCCGGGACCAGAAAAGCCUCAUCGGAGCAGCUCUAAAUCAUCAAGACACUCAACUCACUCCAGGCGUCGCUCCAUGGACAUGCCGGAAGCGGAAGAAACCAUCGAUGAUCUUGCUAAAAGAUCAUCUUCUCACGGUGUAAUGCAGCGUCUGAAAAAUAAGUUCUCGUCGUUGAGCCAACAACCAUCUGCGAAUAAUGGAGUUAAGAACCCUGAGAGUCCUGGGAGGGGAUCUUUCAACUCAAUUCAGAAGUCAGUCGAACUAAGCGUACCAAAUAGAGCACAAAGCCCAAGAUCUCCAGUUGGUGAACCAAGCCAGCUUGCCGCUCAACCAAAUGGCACUCCACAUGCAUUCGCUGUCAAUGGUCAAGAUCCCCAAGGCAACUUCCAUGUAUCACCAAGUGUUCAAAGUCCCUCAUCUGGACUACCAACUGAAGAUCCUGAUGCCAAUGGAGUUUGUACACCAAAUGACCUUCAACUCGACCAAUCCAAGGAACUCCCGCUUAUUCCGUCAGCUCACCAAACCCAUGCCAUGACUGUAUCUCGUGAUGAGAACCUCUCUUAUGGACAAAAGGAUUUAGCGAUGACUCUCAAUGAGCAACUGGAGGUUAUCAACGACCUCGUUGCCAAAAAUGAGUCUCUUUCGCAGCAAUUGGAAGUCGAGCGUCAACAGCGCCAAAAAGACCUUGCGUACUGGAGAAACCGCACCAGCGAGGCCGCAAGCAAAAAUGCCCACCUUACCCCCGGUAUGCCUCUCAGUCAGCCAGACACCGAACUCCGUAACGAGUGGCGGAACCUGGCCUUUGACGUGAGGAACUUUGUGGAUAACCACUUUAACAAAGUGAGCGCUAGCAAGCUUGAGGCUUGGGGGAAAGAAAACGGGGAUUUCCUUCGAAAGAUCACCCCGACCUAUCAACAAGUAUUAGGGGGCAGGCGGUCAGGUCCUGCCAUAGUAGAGGCGGCUCUUUGGCAAGGCCUCUACAGGGCGGUGUUUGGGGGCCUCAGGGACAAUAGCCCCAUGAUCUGGGCUGGUCCAUAUCAACGGAGUCUGAGAAUAUUAGUGAACGAGCUCCAGCAAGGCCAAAAGCAGAAGAACUCCGAGCAGUUUUCUCCCCUCUUCCAUCAGUGGGGCGCUCUUACGGCCAAUCUGAUAGAAGUGCUUCGGGCGUCCGAACAUCACUACCAACGGUUUCAUCCCGUAGUCCAAGAACUAGAAGAUCUAUUCUUUGCCUGUCGAUCUGUCGGUGUGAUGUACAAGUCCGAUACAUAUCGACGGGACUUGCGGGCCCUGGUCACGAAGGCUAUCAGAUUUGACUUCAGUCUGACUGGCCAAACAGCUGAGUAUCUCAUCGGCUGGCCGCCGUCUGCGGGGUCCCCAGUCAACCAGGAAUGUGAGAUUCAUCCUACAGCCUUGUUUUUUUCGAGUCAAUAA